Humulus lupulus (European hop) is the source of this 1989-nucleotide messenger RNA. RefSeq lists its product as uncharacterized. The coding region runs from base 1 to 1989 and encodes 662 amino acids. Lineage: Eukaryota; Viridiplantae; Streptophyta; Magnoliopsida; Rosales; Cannabaceae. The transcript has 6 exons. The record is from RefSeq and is a predicted model, not a curated record.
AUGGUGGGGGAACAAAAAAUUGAUGCAUUUUUCAAACGAAAAGUUAUUCAAGAUCAACAAUUUGGAGAAAAGGAUCAAACAUCUAUUCCAAAUUUUGAAGAUUCAGUUCCCACACAUCCAAGAAAUGUUCAAAGAAUUGAAAGGGAAAUGAUUGAUAUUGCCUCUUUGGAGCAUGAUCCUGGAAAACGUCCCCCGAUUUGGGAAUACCCAAUUAAUCAACAAGAUGAAAUUCAUCGAGCUUAUAUUAAGGCCGGACUAUCCAAGAAGGAGGAAUCGAAGGUGAGUUUUCUUUGGUUUUUCCUUUGGGUUACAGUCCUUAGACACAUCCUUAGAACCCUUGUGCUGAUUGUAGAAGGAAGCAAAGGAAGAGGAGAGAAUUUGAUCCAAGUUUCGGAAAUUGUUGAGGACUAUAGGAAAGGGCAGAAGAAAUCACCAGGAACCGGCCACAGAAAGAGGUUGCAAGUGUUGUGUUUAGAAAAUGCUCAUUCAAAUGCGUCAUAUACAUCGCCCGAUAUUAAAAAGGAGAUUCUUUAUGCAUUCUCUAACAAGGUUAAGAAAGAGAUUCGCCAAGAAAUUGGAGACUCAAAAUUUUGCAUCAUAGUAGACAAAGCACGUGAUGAGUCCAAAAGAGAACAAAUGGCUCUUGUUUUGAGAUUUGUAGAUAAAGAAGGGUUCAUUCGUGAACGAUUUUUUGGUGUUGUUCAUGUACGUGACACUAUGGCAUUGACUUUGAAAGAAGCUAUUUCUAACAUACGUGGACAGGGGUAUGAUGGAGCUAGUAACAUGAGAGGUGAAUGGAAUGGCUUGCAAGCUUUAAUUUGUAAUGAAUGUCCAUAUGCAUAUUACAUCCAUUGUUUAGUUCAUCGCCUCCAACUUGCUUUAGUUGCGGCUUCUCGAGAAGUAACUCCAGUUCAUCAUUUUUUCUCUAACUUGGUUUUCAUUAUCAAUAUUGCUACGACAUCUUGCAAGCGUAAUGAUGAACUCAAGGAGGCUCAAGUUGUUGAACUUGCUACUAAGAUUGCUAAUGAUGAAAUUGAAUCAGGAAGAGGGCUCAAUCAAAUCGGCACCUUAAAACGAGCUAGAGAUACUCGCUGGGGUUCUCAUUUGGAUUCUAUUUCUAGCUUGCUCAAAAUGUUUAAUUCAACUUAUGUGGUUUUGAGUAAAAUUACAAAUGAAAGAGUUUCAUAUUCUCAACGUGGAGAUGCAGACUUUGCUUGCAAUCAAUUAUUAUCUUUUGAGUUUGUUUUCAUAUUGCAUCUUAUGAAAGAAAUUUUGCAAAUUACUCAUAUGCUUUGUGUAGAAUUACAACGCCAAUCAAAAGAUAUUUUGAAUGCUAUGCAUCUUAUUUCAAGCACAAAAAGGCUAAUUAAGAACUUUCGAGAUUCAGGAUGGGAUGCUUUCUUUAUAAAGGUUAAAUCAUUUUGUGAGCAACAUCAAGUUGAUAUUCCAGAUAUGAAUGCUCAACAUGUUGCAAGGCGUGGAAGAUCUCGAAAUCAACAAGAUAAGAUUAAUGUUAUGCAUUAUUAUCGAGUUGAUAUCUUUAUUACUACACUUGAUUAUCAGUUGCAAGAAUUAAACUAUAGAUUCAAUGAACAUUCAGUAGAGUUGCUUGUUCUUAGCACUGCUUUUGAUCGUAGAGAUGGAUUUAAAUUGUUCAAGAUUAAUGAUAUUUGCAAACUUGCAAAGAAGUUCUAUCCUGAUGAUUUCUCAGAGCAGGAGUUGGUGGUACAUCUAAGAAUUGAGCUUCAACAUUUUGAACUUGACAUUCCAAAUCAUCUUGAAUUGCAAAAUUUAUCUAGAACUACAGAGCGAGCAUUUUCAAUCAUGAAAAUUAUCAAGACAAAGCUCAGAAACAAGAUGGAAGACAAUUUUCUGAGUGAUUUCUUAACAGUUUGUAUUGAAAAAGAAAUUGCUGUAAAAUUUAGUAGUGACUCCAUUAUAGAUGAUUUUGUAUCUAUGAAGAAUCGUCGAGUACAACUUACUUUUUAA